GUUUCAGUAGAGUACCAAUAUGGUUCAGGUAAGAAUUAGCGACGGCAUUUUAGAAGGAGAGGUGAUCAACAACGAGUAUGGGGGAAAGAUAUUCAGCUUCAAAGGCAUUCCAUACGCACAGCCUCCUCUAGGAGACCUCAGGUUCAAGGCCCCUUUGCCACCAAAACCUUGGAGCGGAGUGCGAGAUGCUAAGAAAUUAGGAGAUUCAUGUCAACAAUACGAUGCUUUCUUUCUUAGAAAGUUCGUUGCUGGAAGCGAAGACUGCUUAUACCUCAAUGUAUUCUCUCCGAAUAUAACACCGUCCAAACCGCUGCCGGUCAUGGUUUGGAUUCACGGAGGAGGUUUAACAAGCGGAAGUGGUUCCGAUCAGAUGUACGGACCAGAUUACUUAGUAAGAAAUGAUGUUAUUCUCGUCACACUUAACUAUAGACUCGACGUUCUCGGAUUUCUUUGCCUGGACACGGAAGACGCAGCGGGUAAUGCCGGCAUGAAAGAUCAGGUUGCUGCACUUAGAUGGGUACAAAAGAAUAUAAGCAACUUUGGAGGAGAUCCUAACAACGUUACAAUUUUCGGAGAAAGUGCCGGAGGUGUGAGUGUUUCCUUCCACCUUUUGUCACCUAUGAGCAAAGGAUUGUUUAAGAGAGCCAUACCACAAAGUGGACAGGCUAUCACUUGUUGGGGAACUAAUUUUAGGACUACAGAAAGAUCAUUCCAAUUAGCUAGGGAACUAGGAUGUACUUCAAAAGACGUAAACGAAGUAUUGAAAUUUUUAAAAGCACAACCUGUUGACGCACUUAUUAAUAAAUACGUCACAGUAACGUAUCUGGAAACAAACAAAGCAGCUUUUAUGGUGCCCUUUAGUGUAACUGCGGAAAAACAAUUUGGAAACAACGAACGGUUCAUGGCUAGCGAAGCUAUUGAAGUAUUACGUAAUUCUGGUAUACAUGAAGGUGUGGAUAUUAUGGAAGGCUACACUGACGAUGAGGGAGUUUUAUUCAUGGGAGGAUGCGGUCAAAACCUCCCAAAAAUGUUCUCCCAAUCGAAUAAGUAUCCCGAAUUUUUCGUACCGAGACCAAUCGCUUUACAUUGUCCUUUAGUCGAUCAAAUAGAAGUAGGCAAAAUGAUAAAGAAUUACUAUUUUAAAGAUGAGGACGUUUCUAUGGACAACUGGUUCUCGUUGCAACAGUAUGUUGGUACUGAAUACUUUAAGUAUCCCACAAUCCUAUUUCAAAAAAUGUGUGCAAAAAGAGGCAAAAAUAAGGUUUACCUUUAUUCAUUUACCUGCAAAUCAGAAUUGAAUAUUUUCAAGCGCGUAAUGGGAGUCGAAGAUGUCGUGGGAGAUAGGGAUGUAGCCUGUCAUUGUGAUGAACUUCCCUAUAUGUUCCCUAUGAAAAUGUUCACCGCAAAUGACCCAAAUAUCCAUAUUCCACGAGUCUUCAAACUAAUAGACCAAGUAUCAAAACUUUGGACGAAUUUUGCUAAAUACGGUAACCCAACACCCGAUGAAAGUCUCGGCGUUAUUUGGAAACCAUACUCUCUAGAAGGCCAGGACUAUUUGGACAUCGGUACUAAUUUAGUGGCCGGUACUGCACCAGACAAGGAUGAACUGGAAUUCUGGGAACGCAUUUUUAAGAAAUAUUGUCCAAAGUAUGCGCCAUGAAAUGUAAUACUGUAAUCAAAAUGUUUGCAAAGUCUUCGAUGUCUCAAUAAAUGUUGGUUUUUAUUCAAUAAA
This is a messenger RNA of Papilio polytes (common Mormon), 1732 nucleotides long. RefSeq names its product cholinesterase 1-like. The transcript is spliced from 3 exons. Bases 20 to 1660 code for a protein of 546 amino acids. The record is from RefSeq and is a predicted model, not a curated record. NCBI's taxonomy places the organism in Eukaryota, Metazoa, Arthropoda, Insecta, Lepidoptera, Papilionidae.